AGAGGAAGCUGUAAAACAAUUUCUUUAUAAGCUGCUGCUAGGAAGGACUGUGGAAGGACGGCUCUCCCUUCCAAACGUGCUGCCUCGAGGCUGCUGAAGGGAUGCAGUGAGCUUCAGGAGGGGUCUGCAGAGAGGGGAAGGCUCCUGCCUGCUGAGAUAUCUGCAGAUGUCUGAUUUGCUGCCCGAGUGCUGAGGUCAGGAGAUAGCACAGAGGUGUGGAUGUCGGAGAAGCCCAGACCAGGCGAGCACAGCCGCUGAGGAUCCCGGCGUGGCCGUCGACGCUCUCACGUUUGCUGCAGCUGCAGAGCCCAGGAUGCCCAACAGCAGCCAGGCCCUGAGCAGCCUGGACGGGAUUUACAUCGGCAGCGAGUGCCUGCUGGCCCUGUUUGCCACGCUGGGCAACGUCCUGGUGAUCUGGGCCGUGAGGCUGAACGCGGCCUUCCAGAACACCACGCUCUACUUCAUCGCGUCCCUGGCGCUGGCCGACGCCGCCAUGGGGCUGCUGGUGAUGCCCCUGGCCAUCGUGGUGAGCCUGGGCAUGGCCGUGCCCGCCUACGGCUGCCUCUUCAUGUGCUGCCUGUUGCUGGUGUUCUCCAACGCCUCCAUCCUGUCCCUGCUGGCCAUCGCCAUCGACAGGUACCUGCGCGUCAAGCUGCCCACCAGAUAUAAAAUAAUCACCACAGAGAGGAGAGUUUGGUGGGCCCUGGGGCUGUGUUGGUCCCUGUCCCUGCUGGGAGGGCUCGUCCCCAUGUUUGGCUGGAACGAGGCAGGCCCCAGGAGCUCCAGCUUCCUGAGGUGCAGCUUCAUCUCCGUGAUAAGGAUGGAUUACAUGGUGUAUUUCUGCUUCUUCCUGUGGACCCUCGUGCCCCUGCUCAUCAUGUGUGCUCUGUAUGCCGAGAUCUUCCUCAUCAUCCGCACGAAGCUCGGCCAAGGUGGGAGAGGGGCUGGGGCUUUCUAUGGCCAGGAGUUCAGGACAGCCAAGUCUCUUGCACUUGUUCUCUUCCUGUUUGCAAUCUCCUGGCUGCCUCUGUGCAUUAUAAACUGUGUUUUCUAUUUUCACCCUGAGUCUCAGAUCCCCCCAUAUUUGAUUUACGUGGCAAUCCUCUUAUCCCAUGCCAAUUCUGCCAUGAACCCCAUUGUCUAUGCCUACAAGAUAAAGAAGUUCAGAACCACGUACCUUUUAAUUUUAAGGACCUACAUCCUGUGCAAAAAACCAGAGCCAGCUCUUGCAGAGCAAACAAUAGACCCAGAGUCAUAAAGAGAGGCUGAAGCAGCCAGUGAGCACCAGAGCACUGAUAAAGCACCUGGCUUUGCCAAGAAACUCCUGGGACACUGCAGCAACCUGUGGGUCUGAGGCUGCUCUAAAGCCCCACGUGAAUAUAUGGCUUUAUGUAAUACAAAAUCUACACACAGAAGAUGGAAACUUUGUCUGGUUGGGGGUUUUGAGUUUUUUUAACAUGAGGAUUGGUUGAGUUGGUUGAAAGACAGGAUGUGUUCUUUGCUGUUCAUAAUGCAGCAGCUCACAAGCUCACUGACCAUUCUUGUCUGUCCAUUCAGACUAAACUUGUGCUUCAGCCAGUGUUGUCACGUUUUCAUGAGUAAUAAUAAAUAGCAGAUGGAUUUGA
Serinus canaria (Common canary) is the source of this 1625-nucleotide messenger RNA. RefSeq names its product adenosine A3 receptor (gene ADORA3). Gene Ontology annotation, cellular component: synapse; dendrite; membrane. The transcript is spliced from 2 exons. Gene Ontology annotation, molecular function: G protein-coupled adenosine receptor activity. Lineage: Eukaryota; Metazoa; Chordata; Aves; Passeriformes; Fringillidae. Bases 314 to 1258 code for a protein of 314 amino acids. Gene Ontology annotation, biological process: G protein-coupled adenosine receptor signaling pathway. The record is from RefSeq and is a predicted model, not a curated record.